CGGUGUGAGCAGGUGUUAAAACACCUUUGGGCUGAAAAGCUUUGCUGGACCUGGCAACCCUGAUCACUGUAACUACAGUCAGCUGUCCAGGACCUGAUCUUCGUGAGAGUAACAAGCAACAUGGAUCGCUGGAAAGGCAGGGUUGCUCUUGUCACUGGAGCUUCAGUGGGAAUCGGAGCUGCAAUCGCAAAGUCUCUUGUCCAGCAUGGCAUGAAGGUGGUCGGCUGUGCCAGAAAUGUGGAGCAAAUAGAGAAACUGGCUGCUGAAUGUGUCCGUAGUGGAUUCAGCGGCACUCUGAUCCCAUAUAAAUGUGAUCUGUCUGUAGAGGACGACAUGUUAUCCAUGUUCUCCUGGAUCAAAGUUCAACAUCAGGGAGUUGACGUGUGCAUUAAUAAUGCAGGUUUGGCUCUCCCAGAGCCUCUAUUGAGCGGCAAAACCAGUGGCUGGAGGACUAUGAUGGAUGUGAAUGUCAUUGCCCUGUCAGUGUGCACCCGCGAGGCAUACCAGUCCAUGAAAGAACGAAAUAUUGAUGAUGGUCAUAUCAUUAAUAUUAACAGCAUGAGUGGACACCGGGUCGUCAACAAUGCCGAUAUACACUUCUACACCGCCAGCAAAUAUGCAGUGACGGCUCUCACAGAAGGUUUGAGGCAAGAGUUACGAGAGGCCAAAACCCACAUACGUGCCACAGUAAGCGCAGGAGGAUCAGGAUUUGCUUCUGCUGAACACUUGGAGACAGAAUUUGCCUACCGACUCUUAAGUAAAAACCAAGAAAAAGCUGCUGCUACUUAUAAAAGUAUAAAGUGCCUACAAGCAGCUGACAUUGCAAACGCAGUGGUGUAUGUCCUGAGUGCUCCUCCUCAUGUUCAAAUUGGUGACAUUCAGAUGAGGCCUGUGGAGCAGUUGACAUAAACUGAACAGAGAAACUGGAGGAAGCAUCUCUGACAUCCUUAUCUUAGCCCAUGAAUAGCAUAAAAUAUGAAAUGUAGAGCUGACAAAAGCCACAAGAAUGUCCCAUACAUUUUUUCUGCACUCCAAAUCUUUGAAAUGACUUGAUAAUAAUAAUAAAAUUUUUAUAAUAAUUGUUUUGUAUAUAUUAAAAAGACCAAAUUAAUAUUGGAGAAAUUAUUUAAGAAGUACAGAGAGCACUUUGCAUCAAGUACUGAUGCAGAAUCACUAUAACUUAUUUUGAUUGACAUCAUAAUAAUUGCCUUCUUGAAUGAACAUUUACAGAUGUGAUGAUGCUUUACAAAUUUCUGUUCAAUUCUGUGCCUGCAGUUCUGACCUUUAAUAUUUUUAAGUGAGAUGUUAACGAAUUAAAAAAGGUGUUUCUA
This is a messenger RNA of Sinocyclocheilus anshuiensis, 1331 nucleotides long. RefSeq names its product dehydrogenase/reductase SDR family member 11-like. The record is from RefSeq and is a predicted model, not a curated record. The transcript is spliced from 7 exons. Lineage: Eukaryota; Metazoa; Chordata; Actinopteri; Cypriniformes; Cyprinidae. Bases 121 to 909 code for a protein of 262 amino acids. Gene Ontology annotation, molecular function: oxidoreductase activity.